This is a messenger RNA of Rattus norvegicus (Norway rat), 14192 nucleotides long. It is a transcript of the gene Rbm33, whose product is annotated as RNA binding motif protein 33. Gene Ontology annotation, molecular function: nucleic acid binding; N6-methyladenosine-containing RNA reader activity; RNA binding. NCBI's taxonomy places the organism in Eukaryota, Metazoa, Chordata, Mammalia, Rodentia, Muridae. The record is from RefSeq and is a predicted model, not a curated record. Gene Ontology annotation, cellular component: nucleus; cytoplasm. Gene Ontology annotation, biological process: regulation of mRNA stability; RNA export from nucleus.
UCUGUGCUCUUCCCACAGUGGAACUGGCUUUCCUCAUUGCUGUGUGGCUUCAGUUUUUGCUUCUGCCAUGAAGAUUCAGAAUCUCCUCAGAAGGAUGAAAAGGGAGAUGUGUGGGGAUGAAAUUUCUUAAAUGAAAAUCAGCAAGCACAGUGAUGGGCUGUCUCAAGAUUCUCCCCACCUUUCAUGAGUACAUGGUACAGCUCAUGGAGAAGCCUACAAGGGAGCCAGUGUUUUUACUCUAUAGCUAGGGGCUCCAUACUCACCUUGUUUCAUACAUGGCAUUUACAAGUUCAUUAACCAUUUUGGUUGAUGCAUAUUUCCAGUUCAUAUGGAGCUGGCUGUGUCUACCAUAGGCAAGUGAAUGCCCUUGACAAAGUCCUAACUCUUUAGAGGUGUCUUAUUCCAGAUUUUCAGUUAAUUGGUUGCUUUAAAAUCUUGAUCCCUUGGAAUUUCUAUUCUUUUAUACCUUUCCAGUAAAUACUUUAUUUCAAGCCAAGCUCUGGAAACUUUACUGCAUAUCAUCUAUUUCCUUAUUUGGACUUUAUUUCCCCCAUUCCUUUGAAGAUAUUUAUAAUUGUUGGAAAUCCUUUUGUUAAUUCCAUUAAUUCUGUUUUUCUUCUGGUAUCAACUGUAUGUUCUGCUCCUCUUUUUAAAAAAAGGUUUCACUUUUUUUUCUUACAUGUAUAUGUGUGUGGGUAUGUACAAGUAUGUAGGUGCACUCAGAUUCCAGAAAAGGGCAUCCGGCCCCUGGAGCUGGAGUUAUAGGUGGCUGUGCGCUGCCUGACACAGGUACUAGGAACUGAACACUGGUCCUCUGCAAAUGCAGUAUAUGCUUUUAACCACUGAGUCAUCUCUCUAACUUCAUGUUUUGGCUGAACUCAUGACUGUGAAUUAUGAGUAGUUAUCCGUCCCCACUUUUGUGUUUAUCAUGCAAAAGCAUUCUUACUUACCAACCACAACUGUCAAUAUCGGGCAGUUAACUGUCAUAUCCCAUCUCUCUGAUCCUGUGGACUCCUAUUUUCACAAGUUGUCCCACUGAUACACCUCACUCUGGGAGAGCCAUUUCAGUCAUGUGCUAUACUUGGUGGCCAUGACUCUUCUUUAGCUAGGAACUCCACUUGUUUUCCUCAGACUUUCAUAAAUGUGAUGCUUUUUAAGAUUACAAACCUGCACAGAAUACAGAUUUCUCUUUCUCUCUCUUUCUCUCUCUUUCUCUCUCUCUCUCUCUCUCUCUCUCUCUCUUUCUUUCUUUCUUUUCUUUUCUUUCUGAUAUUUGAAAGGAUUUAUUUGGGUCUGUGAUUCCAGAGGGAGAGUUCAUAAUGGAGGGAAGGACAUGACAGCAGGCACCUGGGGAAGGCAAGUAAAUGUAAUGUAGGAAGCAUCUCUCCUUGAAGAACUGACCGAUCACCGAAUUCCAUCCCUUUCUCUUGUUAGAAAACUUUACUCUCUUAAGGCCGUAGCUAUGUUAGAACAUGAGAUCUGAGUCAAGAUAGACAUAGAGUUGAAAUCCUGAUUCAUCUGUUGGAAGUGCAGACUCAGUGGCUUUGAUUAAUCUUCAUUUGCCCCACUUUUUUUUCUCCAUCUUUAUUAACUUGGGUAUUUCUUAUUUACAUUUCUAUUGUUAUUACCUUUCCCAGUUUCCAGGCAAACAUCCCCCUAGGCCCUCCCCUUCCCCUUCUAUAUGGGUGUUCCCCUCCCCAUCCUCCUCCCAUUACCACCCUCACCCCAACAAUCCCGUUCACUGGGGGUUCAGUCUUGGCAGGAACCAAGGGCUUCCCCUUCCACUGGUGCUCUAACUAGGCUAUUCAUUGCUACCUAUGAGGUUGGAGCCCAGGGUCAGUCCAUGUAUAGUCUUUGGGUAGUGGCUUAGUCCCUGGAAGCUCUGGUUGCUUGGCAUUGUUGUUCAUAUGGGGUCUCGAGCCCCUUCAAGCUCUUCCAGUUCUUUCUCUGAUUCCUUCAACGGGGGUCCCGUUCUCAGUUCAGUGGUUUAAUGAUGGCAUUCGCCUAUGUAUUUGCUGUAUUCUGGCUGUGUCUCUCAGGAGAGAUCUACAUCCAGUACCUGUCAGCCUGUACUUCUUUGCUUCAUCCAUCUUAUCUAGUGUGGUGGCUGUAUAUGGCCACAUGUGGGGCAGGCUUUGAAUGUUCCUUCUGCCUCUGUUCUAAACUUUGCCUCCCUAUUCCCUGCCAAGGGUAUUCUUGUUCCCCUUUUAAAGAAGGAGUGAAGCGUUCACAUUUUGGUCAUCCUUCUUGAGUUUCAUGUGUUCUGUGCAUCUAGGGUAAUUCAAGCAUUUGGGCUAAUAGCCACUUAUCAAUGAGUGCAUACCAUGUGUGUUUUUCUAUGAUUGGGUUACCUCACUCAGGAUGAUAUUUUCCAGUUCCAACCAUUUGCCUAUGAAUUUCAUAAAAAUCAUUGUUUUGAUAGCAGAGUAGCAUUCCAUUGUGUAGAUGUACCACAUUUUCUGUAUCCCUUCCUCUGUUGAAGGGCAUCUGGGUUCUUUCCAGUUUCUGGCUAUUAUAAAUAAUUGCCCCACUUUUUAAUUAGGAAAAUGUGCGGCACUUAUGGAGGCAUAGAGUGAACAGCAAAUGAUCAUUCCAUAUAACUUAUAGACUGUACUUCUUCACUUCUUGUACUUUCAUUCACUAUUCCAUUUUAUUUAUUUUCUUUAAGCCUAUAGAAAGCCUUAAUUAGCUGGUCAGUGGCUACAUUGGGUGUCAGGUAGACAUCUUUGAUGAGAUCACCACAAAAGACAUACUGUUCUACUUCAUUCUGUAGAUAUACAUUUUUAGUCACUCAUAAUUGAAGUGUUAAUUAACUCAGGUGAAGUGUUUCAAAUAGAAAUUACUCUUUUGGAGUAUAGGAUUCAAAAGCCAAGAUUUGGGUGUUAGGUGUCAAUAAAGGCAUGACGUGUCUCCAAGGCUACCUAGGUACUCACUGAAGGGCCUUCUUAGCUUAAAAGCAACUGACCUGUAGGAGAAAGUGUGUCUCUCAACAGCUCUGAGAGUUCAUUUUUAAGCCCUCACAUUUAGUUAGUAACCUCAAGUAGGACAGUAUAGAGGGAUGGGUUCCUGUGAGCUGACUGUACAGUGCUUUCAAGCCAGAACAUUGCGUUCACCAGUUAGAGAUAAUUUUCACCACACACAGUGCAGUUUGGUUUCCCAGUUGACUUUGAGACUUCAACAGGUUUCGAAAGGAAGUUAGAGAGUAGACUGGAAGUGGUAUGUAGUGAUGAGUAAAAGGGGGUGAUUAAAUCUGUAUUUAAAGAAGUGAUCACAUCUCUAAAUAUUAGAGGUGUUCCUAUAUACAGGUUAAAUGUUUUUUUCUUUUUUCUUCUAGUGAAUGUUUGAGUACAAAAAUGUUUAGAGCUUCCUGUCCUGGAGAAUUUCGGUUUUAGGCGAAAUUGAGAGAACUUUCUGAAGUCACAGCUACGUUAGAGCAUGAGAUUUGACUCAAGGCAGACGUAGAGUUGAAAUCCUGGUUCAGUUGUGCAGAUUCAGUGGUUUUUGAGUAAUCUAAUCCGCAUUUGCUAUAAUUGAGAUACAUCUUUCUUUUUUCAUAUGUGAUGUUAUAAAUAUGAAGUAAUUUUACCAUUGUGCAUGUUUUUGAGAUGUCUUUCUCAAGACCAGCACUGAAAUUAUCUUGAAAAAACUGAGCUGGGCUUUCCAUUCUGCACAGUCCAAAAAUUAGGAAAAGGUGACAAGGGGCUCAAGCAAUUUAAAUAUGAAUUAAUGUGUUUUCUGACAAAUCUAGUUAGUCAGUGAGGUUCCAUGCUAGGCUUACUUUUUAUUGGGCAAUGACUUCAUGAGGAUAAAUUUUUUUUUAAAGGAAAUUGUCUUCUUCUGUUUCUUAAAUGAACAUUACCUAAAAGCAGGAAAAAUUUUUCAUCUUCUCCAACAUUUUAUGAGGAAACAUUUCAAUCACCUAAAAGUUGAAUUUCACAGGAGACAUUUUUUUUCAGCCUCCAGUGACUUCCUGUGAACGUCGAUGCCUGUGUCUGGAAAUCUCUAACUGAAUGGUGACCAGUCUCGGUGCCAGGCCGCUCCAGGGUCCACCUGCGCUGCUCCUCGGUCUUCCCAGCUCACUAUUACCCAAGGGGUUUGCUUUUGGAUACUCUGGAGUCGGUCUUUGAGGCUGUGGUACCUAGCUCUCUCCCCGGGCCCUGUCUCAUCGCAACACACCUCUCCUUUUCCUAGACCCUACACGCCACGGUUUCCGCCAGCGGGCGCGGACGCGAGUGCGCGUGAGUCAAUGCAGCGCUCGCGCGCCUCAAACCUGGUCGCGCGGAAGCCAGACUCGGCCGUUACCGUCUUCGGCUGCGCUUCAGCUCCACAAGCCACGGCGACUCAGCCGUCGUAAAGCGCAACCGUGCCAACUGCUGCAAGGCGAUUUAUGACAGUCUCCGGUUCGACUUACGGCGUGUGGCCGUCCACACGCCUCCUGUCUGGAGCCUCGGCCUUCUCGCCCAGCCGAAUCCGUCUCUGUGCGCGGCUCUUUUUAGCGCGCGCCUCCAGACACUCCCUGGCGGUCAGGCUCCAGGGACCUCGGGCAUCCGCCCGCUGCCGGCUGGCUUUUCCGCCCGCCUUCCUCCCGGCGUGCACCGCGGCGCAGCCAUGUUGCUGUAGUGUUGUUUUCUUCCUGCGGAGGCGAGGGUCCGCUGCGGGCCGCGACGCGCGGGCCUCGCCUCUGCUCGCUCGCGGGCGCCGGCCCUCGCCGCUCCCCCGCCUCCCCGGCCCGCACCAGAGCAGUCGGCCCGCUAGGGACGGCUGAAGGCCGGGCCCGGGGACCACCAUGGCGGCCGCCCUGGGCGCGGGCGGAGGAGCAGGCGCUGGAGGGUGCCUGUGCGAAUGUCUGAAGAUGGAUACCUUUAAGAUUGGGCUCACUGAGGCAUAUGUAUGGAAAAUUUGGGUAGCUACUUUCUAGUCAUCCUCAACACUCAGUACCAUUUUGUCAUUCCAUCAGUCAAAUAUUCCCUUUCUCUUUUAAAUGAUGACUUUGACCAGUUUGACAAGCCUGGUGCAGAACGGUCCUGGAGAAGAAGAGCUGCUGACGAGGACUGGGACAGUGAACUUGAAGAUGACUUGCUUGGAGAAGAUUUACUGUCUGGCAAAAAGAAUCAGUCGGAUUUGUCAGAUGAAGAGCUGAAUGAUGAUCUUUUACAGAGUGAUAAUGAAGAUGAAGAAAAUUUCAGUUCUCAGGGUGUCACCAUCAGUCUGAAUACCACCUCUGGCAUAGUUACAUCAUUUGAGCUGUCUGACAACACCAAUGACCAAUCCGGAGAACAGGAAUCUGAGUAUGAACAAGGAGACGAUGAGCUAGCCUACCACAAACCUGAGGAACAAGAACUGUAUACUCAAGAGUACCCAGAGGAAGGACAGUAUGAAGGCCACGACACAGAGCUGACAGAAGACCAAAUAGAAUAUGGGGAUGAGCCGGAGGAGGAGCAGCUGUACAGUGAUGAAGUGCUGGACAUUGAAAUCAAUGAACCUUUAGAUGAGUUUACAGAUGAAGAAUACUUGCAGGCUUAUGGUGGGCAACAAGGGCUGCAAGUGCGGGAAGACUGUGAGGCUGAAGAUGACUUAGAUGAGAUUACUGAUUCCCAGGUUGCUUCUGAGACCCACGAGGGAGGAAUGGAAACCCUGGAACUCCAGAAAGACAUCAAAGAAGAAUCAGAUGAAGAAGAUGAUGAUGAUGAAGAAUCUGGACGAUUACGUUUUAAAACUGAAAGGAAAGAAGGAACAAUUAUUAGGCUUUCAGAUGUAACUAGAGAGAGAAGGAACAUUCCAGAAACUUUGGAGCUUUCUGCAGAAGCCAAAGCCGCAUUGCUUGAAUUUGAAGAAAGAGAGCGACAGCAUAAGCAGGGGCGCUACGGUUCCCGGCGGGGAGGAAGGCGAGGAGGCUCUCUGAUGUGCCGAGGAAUGGGAGACCAGAGACGGGACAACAGUGAGAGGGGAAGGAUGAAGGAGCACAGGCCUGCCCUGCUUCCUACACAGCCUCCUGUUGUGGCUCACUCUCCAAGAUUAAUCCCUCCUCCACAGCAGCAGCCUCCUCCACCACCGCCACCACCUCAGCAGCAGCCAAUCAGAAGUCUGUUCCAGCAACAGCAGCUGCAGCCUCUACUCCCCUUACAGCACCCGCAUCACCCCUCCCCACCUCAGGGAGUGCACAUGCCCCCCCAGAUUGAGACUCCAAGGAUGAUGCUGACCCCUCCCCCAGUGACUCCUCAGCAGCCCAAGAACAUCCACAUCAACCCACACUUCAAGGGGACAGUGGUAACCCCUGUUCAAGUGCCCUUGCUGCCAGUUCCAAGCCAGCCGAGGCCUGCGGUGGGACCCCAGAGGUUUCCAGGCCCUCCAGAAUUUCCACAGCACACACCUGGACCUGUUCCCAACAGUUUUAACCAGCCACCUCGACUUCCUCUCCAGGACCAGUGGAGAGCCCCACCCCCACCUCAGGAACGGGACCCUUUCUUCUUAGGAGUUUCAGGUGAACCAAGGUUCCCCAGUCAUCUUUUUUUGGAACAGCGAAGUCCUCCUCCACCACCGCCUCCUCCCACGCUCCUGAACAGCAGCCAUCCUGUCCCCACUCAGAGCCCCUUACCGUUCACUCAGCCUGGACCAGCAUUUAAUCAGCAAGGACAGCAGCCAGUGUUCCCUCGAGAGAGGCCUGUAAGACCAGCCCUGCAGCCCCCAGGCCCAGUGGGGAUCCUGCACUUUAGCCAGCCAGGGUCAGCAACUGCCAGGCCUUUCAUUCCUCCUAGACAGCCGUUUCUACCCAGCCCGGGACAGCCAUUCCUGCCUACACAUGCACAGCCUAACCUUCAGGGACCCUUGCAUCCUCCGUUGCCACCACCUCAUCAACCACAGCCCCAGCCGCAGCAGCCCCAGCAGCAGCCCCAGCAUCACCAGCAUCAGCCACCCCUUCAACCUCCCCUUCAGCCUCCACACCAGCCUCCCCCACAGCAUCAGCCUCCCCCUCAGCAUCAGCCACAGCAACACCAGCAUCACCACCACCUUUCUGCUCCUCCCCCUCCUCUGAUGCCCAUGUCUCAGCCACAGUUCAGGCCUCAUGUACAGACUGCCCAGCCUCAGUCCAACAGCAGUCGGAUGCAGUGUACUCCACGUCAGGGGCUCCGGCAUAACACAGCAUCUCAGAAUAUAAGCAAACGGCCCAUGCAGCAGAUGCAACCCACUGCUCCCAGAAACAGUAAUCUUCGUGAACUCCCCAUAGCACCUUCACAUGUUUUGGAAAUGAGUGGUAAUCGCUGCUCCUCCACACCUGCAGCUCAGGUGAAGUCCAUUGCCAACACAUCCCCACCUUGUAGGGCUGUGGUGGCUUCCAGGAGCUCACAGGGAAAGACUGAUGCAAAAGCCAAACCACUUAGUCCUGGGGCUCAACCUAAGGAAGAAGCAAAAGCAGAAGCAGAGUUUCCUGAUGAAGAUGAAGAGACAAGGUUAUAUCGCUUAAAGAUAGAGGAGCAGAAGCGACUGAGAGAAGAAAUCCUAAAGCAGAAGGAGCUACGAAGGCAGCAGCAGGCUGGUGCCAGAAAGAAGGAGUUACUGGAAAGACUUGCACAGCAGCAACAGCAGCAGCAACAACAACAGCAGCAGCAGCAGCAGCAAAUCUAUGGCUCUCAGACCCCCAUGGAGCAAGAGGAACUGGCAGCUACACCAUCCCCCACCAAUGGUAACCCACUGUUGCCCUUUCCAGGGACACAAUGCAGGCAGAAUGUGAAAACCAGACUUCUUGUCAAAAACCAAGAUGUCACCGCUGCUAAUGUUCAGCCCAAAGCGGUAAACUUUGUCCCGCCUGGUGCUAAUAUGCAGCAUCAAGGGCAACACUUGAGACCAUUGAAGCAUCUGCGACAGCUGCCACACAAAGUCCUCCAUGUCAAACCUAUGGAUAUGGAGGAGACCCCCCACUCCCCACAGGCAGCCAGAGUGACAUCCCUCCAGGGCCGGCCUCAGGACACCAAGCCAGGGGUGAAGAGGACUGUCAUGCACAGGGCCAACAGUGGAGGUGGUGGAGAUGGGCCACAUGUCAGCUCCAAGGUCAGGGUGAUUAAGUUGUCUGGAGGGCAGGGAGGAGAGAGCGAUGGUUUUUCUCACACAGAAGGCCAGCCCCAGCGGCUUCCACAGCCUCCGGACAUGAGACAGCAGCCUACCCGCAAGGUGACACUGACCAAGGGAGUUCCUCAGCAGCCCCAGCACCUUCCUGUGGGGCCCCACAUGUACCCGGCUAUUCCUCCAGGGAUCAAAAGCAUCCAGGGGAUUCACCCAGCCAAGAAGGCCAUCAUGCAUGGACGAGGCCGAGGAGUGGCAGGUCCCAUGGGCCGGGGACGACUAAUGCCAAAUAAGCAGAACCUUCGUGUGGUGGAAUGCAAGCCACAGCCCUGUGUGGUAUCCGUGGAAGGCCUGUCCUCAUCCACCACUGAUGUCCAGCUGAAGAGCCUGCUGAUGUCCGUGGGGCCCAUCCAGAGUUUACAGAUGCUUCCCCAGCAACGGAAAGCCAUAGCAAAGUUCAAGGAGCCAGCCCAUGCACUAGCAUUUCAGCAGAAAUUCCACAGGCACAUGAUUGAUCUGUCCCACAUAAAUGUGGCCCUGAUUGUGGAGUGAUCUUGAAUGGGAGAAAUUGACCUCAUGCUGCACACACUGUGGAAUUUCUUCAAGGAAGCUGUAGGUCGGUGCAGGAUCCCCAGAAGUGCAGGUCUCUCCGGUCUGCAGUUUGCCAACUUGUCUGCGCACCAGCCAGCCACAGGGUGAUUCCAAAAGAGAGCUGUUUAAACUGGUGGACAUGGGAUUGGAGUCUGGUGUUAGAUUGUUUUGAAUUCUGUUGUCCACAAGAACUCUGUUCUCGUGUUCUUUUGUUUCCAAGUGCUUAUAAUGCAUGUAGACCUUGUUCUUCGUGAUCCUGCUGUGCGAUUGAUUGGUCACAGAGUUUUAAAUUCAGGAAAGAAUGUUACCAGCUCAAAUUCCAAGGAUUUUUUUCCACAGCAAAGAAUAUUUGAUAAUGGUUGCACUUAUCUUCAAUACAGGCUAGGAAAGAGUUCUCAACCAGGCUUAACUGGAGUGGUCUCAGAAAGCCCUCACAGGCUCUGGUAAAACAUAGGUAAAAAUGGGUGAUUAUGAUGGACAUUCACCUGCCCUGGAAAGCCAGGGUGUGAGAUGGGUGUCUGGGAAUGGUGCCAUGGAAGUGGCAAUUCUGCUUCUUGUAAAUACCUCCAAAGUGCCACCUGUCUCAGCAGAAACUCUCAGAUGGGCACAGUGCUAGCUAGGUAAGCACAGGGCACUCCCGAGCCAGUGGCUCUGCCACCCUGCAGGAAGCCCUCUUGGCCUAGUUUCCUGGCAUAGGUUGAGGCACAGCUUGGAGGGUGGUCAGACCUGCUUGGGCUUCUCUGCUUUUUAAAUGGCCUAGCUCUGUGGCCUGUGCUGUCAUUGCUUUGAUUGCCUCACUUUCCUUCGGGGCUCUGAGUUUCCUUCGGGUUGCCCUUCUAUCACAUGUGCGAGGGAUGGAUUUCUCAGCCGGACUAAUGCUGCCCAAGACAAGUGUAUCUGUCCACAUUAGCCAUUUUGGUUGAUUCCAACAGGUGAGACUUGCUUUCUACAAAGCAUCCCUUGGAAGUCCAUGCUGGGCAGACAUUGAACACAGUGCCUUAUUAUGUUUCCCCCAUGAACAACGCUUCAGUGUUUGGGUCAUACUCUAGAAUGGACUGACACUAGGACACACUCAGGACUUUUUAGUUGUAUUUUAUACCUGUAAUUUUAUCUCACAUAUCUUAGUAGGAUGGAGGGAAACAGAAGUCUGUUGUCAUCUACUGUCGCUGGUUAAUAAAGAAGGAGUUAGCGCAGGACUCGAAGCAGCUGGCUUCCACAGCUGAAGUUUUUCCUUUACGUUUUCAAUUAAGUUGCCAAUGUUAACAACUGGAGAAUGAUAUUUCCAGGCCCCAAGAAACUUUGCAUAGGAUUGAUUCUAAGAUGACACCAUGUGCUGGCAAGGAGUACUGGGGGACGACACAGUUGUUGUUUGAGUUUCAGGCAGUUGAGCUGAGGCAUUCAUAGGCCGUCUUAGAAGACCUUGUGGUAUGGUGCCACCUCUGACCACAAAGCAUCUGCCUCAUCCCUGCUUGGUGCACGAAGGGCCAGCCCUGCAGGGGCUGUAUCCAGCUCGGCCCUAGCCCAUCCUAGUGCUUUGCCCACUGUCAGUCCCACUCAUUUCACUUGGACACAGGAAAUGUUGAUAGAUAUUUCGUUAAAUUGGUGAGUUUGGUAAUAUGUUAGCUCUUGUUGGACAAGAUAGACGCCAUGUAAGGGGUUGAGGGUUAGGACACAGUAAAAUGAAUUACAAUAAUUUCACUGCUUUUUCAAAUAGUUUUGAGUGCUGGGCCUUUAAAACCCAAUUAUGCAUUUUUGUCGGAAAAGUAGGCACUGAAGCAUUGAAGUCAGGUAAGGAAACAUCCUCAUCGAUACCACUGUUCACCGAGGGUCUCAGGGCCACUUUGAGUGUGAUGAGAUACCCAGGAGCUUGUGUGUCCUUAACUGUCUGCACACAUGAGCUAGUUCUUUCUUAUUGCAGUGUCCUGUGAGACCGGCUCCAAGCACUGUUUAGAACAACUGCUCACUCUGACCUUGCUAUACAUCCACUUAAAGUGGAUCGUCAGACCUGGCAAGCCAGUCCUUAAGGCUUAGCUUCUGUGAAGGAAAGCACAGAAAGUGAAAGAAGCAGAAUUAGAAAGAGCGCUCCCCACUUGCAGUGCCCUUCUCACAGUGAAUUCAGACGAGGAAGAUCUGCUGCAACCAUUAUCUCUGUUCUUUGUGUAUCAUGCAUUUAAAAUGAGGUGGAGACGCAUUAGCAUACUGUGUAAAUACGGACCUUUUCAGAGUAAAACGUUAAUGGAAAUGCUUUCAGCUCAAACAGCAACAUCUUAGCUAUUUGUUAGUUCUUGUUUGUUGUCUUAUCAAAGUUUAAUGGAGACACUUUCAUAAUUGUUGUUGUGUGUACAUUUGAUUUUCAUAAAGAUGGUAGUAAGUCAAUGCAUUAACCCUCAUCUGUGUAUUAUUUGUUCACAAGUUCCAGCAGGUUGAAGGAACGACUCUCACAUCUGUCCUGAGGUAGAGAGUAGGGGGAGGGGACAAGGUACUUCCCCUCUCUUCGCCUUGUUUAUUUUGUGCUGUAAUGACUGUGAGUUCACUUAGCUGCUUACCUGAACAUAAUCUUAUGUUGCCCUUGGCUUGGCCACAUUUGUUAAAUCCUUAUAUUGAUACUCUUCUUGAGGGGGAAAUCUCACCUUUUCUUUUUCAAAAGAGAUUCUGAGGCAACCCCCCACCCCACCCUGGCCCCCGCCCAAUCCAAAUAGGCAGCUUCUUGUGCAGGUCCUGUGCCCAUGGCUUGCUGUGGAGGAGUGUGGCUGGAUGGGGUGGGAGGUGGGUUUUCCAUAACCAUUUUCAUCUGGGUAGUUCUCAUGUGAUAUGCAACAGUCCAAGAUGAUUGUCUGAAUCAGGAUGGAGCUUAGGUCCUGCACCCAUUGGUCGUUCCCCACAAACCCCCACCAAGCAGCAUUCUGCCUGAAGCAGGUAGAAGGCUCUGCUGCUCAUGGAAGCUGGUAGGGAACUUAAAAGGCAUGGGAGGGAGGACUGGACAGUGAUCCAGUGGGCAAGGAGAGUUUAUAGGCUAAAAGGUCAGUGAUGUACACUUCUGUUGCGACCCCAAUGGGUGGUCCUUCACUUAGGUGUAGAGCCCCACAGAUGGGUAUGCGAGGGAAUUCUCAGGGUAACAUAAGCUAGGUGAAGGGUCUUUUGUGGAGAACUAGGCUUAAGGACUGUCCCUGUCUUCUGUCUUGGUUUUUGUUUGUUCGUCUUCUAUUUCCUUGUGGCAUUAUUAGGAAGGUGAGCUUGAUGUAGACCAUUGACUGACGCUAGUCAAAGUGUAGGUCCUUGUGACAUAAGAACACUAGCCCAAGAGGUCCAUGCAGUAGUUAAAUAUUGGUUUUGGUCAUCAUUGGGUGCUCUGAGGGUCUUCUCUGUAUCCUCUAACCCAAGACAAAAUGCACGAGUCAGGAAGCACUUCCUUGUGCCAGAGCUGUGGGCCACACUGGGGGGCUCUGUUGCUUGCUGUUCCCCUUCCUGAGAAUCGGCUUUAAUUCCUACAUCUGCUGUUGGACCCAGCUCUGGCUUUGCAUCCUUACUCUCAUGCCCAGGUGCUUCAUUACUCAGAGAGGGAGAUGAGGUCUAGGGCGUUAUACCUUGAUGUGCUCUGCAAAGAGGUAACUUACAGGACACAGGGUAGCCAAGAGCAAAACCCCUCCCCACUAGAAGCCACUAGAAGUUUAGCUCAGUUAUGGGAGAGCCUUAGACACUUGACCAAGUUUAAGGAUUCUGCAAUGACAGCUGGGGUAUUUUAAAGUUUACAAUGAAGUGUUCCUUUUAUAGUCAUAUUUAAAUAUAAACUUAGAAAGGCAUUUAGCCUCGAUUUAUUGAAUCCUAAGGAUUUCAUGUAAGGUUUUUUGCAACCUGUUUAGUUUUUGUCAUUUAAAAUGCUUAACUUCUUAGGUACACAAACCCAUGGCUUUGUGUACUAGAACCAGAGCAAUCCACUGAUUCAUAUUGGAUCCCAGGUAUACCUCCUGCUGGUGCCAGGUGUCAUAGGGACACUUGUUAGGGACCUCGCCUGACUUUCCUGGAAACUGCUGGUCGGUCAGCUGCCUCUUUCUGUCAUGUGUAGGUAGAGCGGGCUGGAAGAACAGGUACUUGCACGGAAACAGCUCUUCCUUUCUCUUUAGAUGUACAGUGGGGGAGGUUGUUAAGUGUUCUCCUCGGUUCCGUUUACUGACUUUUCAAAGGUUUGUGGGAAAUGCAGGUGAUUUAGAGAGAAACUUGUCUAGUUUUUCCUACGAGUCAACAGGCGGGAUGGACAGGUGCAUGUUGCUGUGUUUUGUGUGGGAGAGUGUAGUAUGCUCUAGGCCGCAGGACUUUUGGCUUUCUUACAUGACUUUCUGCUAAACUGCUUUUCAUUUUAAGGACACGUGCAGCGGAGGCUGGUUUGGGGACUAACACAUUUUGCAUUUGCAUUGUUGUCUUAGAGCGCACACAUUGUAGACUGAUGGUUGCACCCAGCCCACACUGACUGACCGCUGAGGAGCAGAUAACACUUGUUCUUCCCUUUUUACAGGUGUGGGAUCCUGACCUGAGCUGUGUCCUCUGUGAGGACUUCCUUCCUUGGCUUUAAUUCCCAUGUUUAAUUUUCAGGUGCAGCAGCGGUGCCACGUGCUUUCCUUUCACUGUUCUCUUCUCCCGUAUGCGGCCCACUCCCCUGCCCUGGCUGGGAUUCUGGUUCCCUCCUCGUGUUCUGCUUCUCUUCCGUCUUGUUGACACCUGAGGAGUUGUCACUGUUCCCCCAUCCAGCGAGUCUCUGUUUGCAUGUUCUUUCCCUUCACUUCUGUGGCUUCCAUACCUGCAGUGGCCACUGAUACUCACUUGAGUCAGGCUCCCUCUGGCAGGAGGGAGCAUUGUGGAUGUCUGCACCAGGGCCACAUGUGCAGUCUCUCUAACCCUUUUGCCUUGACAGGUCCUUUCCUUGGGAUUUGCUCCUCCAGAACCUGAAUGGGAGAGCUUGACCUUUUGCUUGUUAUUUUGCAGUUUGAUUCUGGGCCUAGAGAUGCUGCCAGUGCCUUUCAGCUGUGGUCUGCAUGUCAUUAACCACCCCUCUCUGUUUUUACCCCUCUACCUUUGCAGGACCCGGGGCAUGGGUCAGUGUUAGUGGUAGCGUGCUCUCAUUCGCUUGGAAGUGGUGGCCGUGUGGCCGUUAUACUGCCCUUGCUGAUAUGGCCCUCGUCGUCGUGUAAUGUGUGUGCGCCUCCCUGCUGUGCAGGCAGUUUGGAGUGCAGGCUAUGUUGCUGGGAGUGCGAUGGCUGCUUAGAAACCACGAGACACCGCCUUGCUUUCCUCUGGCCUCACUGUUUCUGCCAGUCACGUGCUUUCCCGUGUGAGUGACACUGCCGUGCUUUACCCCCGUCACCCUUUGCGUUACUGCGUGGGAACUCUUGCAGGCUAUCUAUGUGAAGAAUAACUGUGAUGUAGAUGAAAAGAAAGAAAAUGUAUUGUUGUGUGUAUCAUUUAUGUGCUUUCAGAGCAAAAAAAAAAAUGUGUUUCAGCUGUACUGUAACCAAGAAUUCUGUCAAUAAAAUAUUAGAGGUGUUCCUGGC